GUGAUCAUGACUAAAUACGGUCAUGUCUCUUCUUAAUGACUACAGGUCUAUGAUGAUUUUUUAUAUGACAUCUAUCUCUGUCUCUGUCUAGAAAUCGAAUCCAAAUAGACUGGUUUUAGGUUAAAAAGAGUGUAAAGUAAAGUUGUUCAAUUUUGAUAUAAAUAAGUUGCGUGUUAUGAAAAUUGUUAUGACAAGUCAAAAAGUGCUGUUCUUUUAGUAAACUUUGAAAAAUUAAUAGAUAUUUGACCAGUUUUUUCAAACUUCAAAACGACUUGUCUUGUAAUAAUUAGUGACACACACAUGCUUGAUUUUUAUCAUUAAAUUUGUUUUAUAUUUUUGAGAUAACUUAUUCAUCACUCUAAUCAUCACUAUGGAGGAGAAAAAGAUUCAUUUGGACUUUCAAACCUAUCAAGAAAUUGAAAACCUCACUUCUGUCAAAGAACAAUCCGAGAAGGAUCUCAAAACACUGCAGUCUUCAAUGGAGUAUUUGGAUAUUGCUCAGAAGAAACUCACUGGUUCCCAACAUGUCCUGGAAAAGAUAACACCAGAAAUGAAUGGUAAAGAAGUUUUGGUUCCAUUGACUGGAUCUAUGUAUGUUUAUGGUAACAUAGCUGAUAGUAAUAAUGUAUUGAUUGAUGUUGGAGCUGCCUAUUAUGUUCAAAAGGAUGUAAGCAGCGCAGUUGAUUACUUCAAACGAAAAUCAGUCUUUGUUAAUGAACAAAUGAUGAAGGUGGAGAAGUAUUUAGUUUUGGCUGAAACGAAACAGAGGGAAACUGAGCUGAAAUUACAAGAUAUAUUUGUGAAUAAAUUGUCUGUUAAAGAAUAAGCAUGUAACAUAAUCCAUAAUUUUGAUUAAUAUCUUUCUAACCAUCUAAUUACGUGCUUUAAUUUCUAUUUUGUCAAUAAAUAUUUUAUUGAGUAGCACA
This is a messenger RNA of Nilaparvata lugens (brown planthopper), 926 nucleotides long. RefSeq names its product probable prefoldin subunit 5 (gene Pfdn5). The transcript has a single exon. Gene Ontology annotation, biological process: protein folding; regulation of DNA-templated transcription. The record is from RefSeq and is a predicted model, not a curated record. NCBI's taxonomy places the organism in Eukaryota, Metazoa, Arthropoda, Insecta, Hemiptera, Delphacidae. Gene Ontology annotation, cellular component: prefoldin complex; cytoplasm. The coding region runs from base 371 to 826 and encodes 151 amino acids.